CACCAGCCAUGGGGAUGGGAGGUAUGAAGACCCUUCACAAAAAGGCAGCUGCGGGGCAGCAAACCAGGGAAACUGUUGAUCAUCACAUUGGAUCUGCAAAUAUGAGGAAGAAAAAGACCUGUCAAAAGAAACAGAGGGGCAGACCUUCAUCCCAGCCUCGAAGAAACAUAGUGGGCUGCAGAAUUUCACAUGGAUGGAAGGAAGGUGAUGAGCCCAUCACCCAGUGGAAAGGAACCGUUCUGGAUCAGGUGCCUAUCAAUCCCUCUCUUUAUCUGGUCAAAUAUGAUGGAAUUGACUGUGUCUAUGGACUGGAACUUCACAGAGAUGAAAGGAUUUUAAAGCUUAAAAUCCUUCCUGAUAAGGUGCCAUUUUCUCGAGUCAAAGAUGCGCACCUUGCAAAUACCAUAAUUGGUAAAGCUGUGGAACAUAUGUUUGAGGGUGAGCAUGGUUCUAAGGAUGAAUGGAGGGGAAUGGUCUUAGCCCAAGCACCUAUCAUGAAAGCCUGGUUUUAUAUUACCUAUGAGAAGGAUCCUGUUUUAUACAUGUACCAACUUCUAGAUGAUUACAGAGAAGGAGACCUCCGUAUCAUGCCAGAGUCCAGUGAGUCUCCUCCAGCAGAGAGGGAGCCAGAAGGAGUUAUAGAUGGCCUCAUAGGUAAACAUGUGGAAUAUACCAAAGAAGAUGGCUCCAAAAGGACAGGCAAGGUCAUUCACCAAGUCAAAGCCAAACCCUCUGUGUAUUUCAUCAAGUUUGAUGAUGAUUUCCAUAUCUAUGUCUAUGAUUUGGUGAAAAAGUCCUAACUGUUAGGGUAAACUUUGCCACAUUUGUGGAGGCAAAAAUAUGUUUUGGAUACACACAAAAAUGUUACUUUUCAGUGCAUUUAAACUUAAGGAUCCUUUUUAACCCAAAAUCUUAACCAGCAUAACUGUUAUUUGUUAUGAAAAAUACAAUUGUAUAUGGACAUGACAUACUGUGUAAGGAAUUUGUCUUGUUGAAAAGAAUGGGUGUGUUUGGUGGCUGGAGCAUGAAAGGAAGGGACAGCUGUAAAUGCAGGCUAUGGAUAAACUUAGGCUACUAUCAUAAUUAGUCAUCUAAAAAAGGAAUAGGAAUU
This is a messenger RNA of Callorhinus ursinus (northern fur seal), 1111 nucleotides long. The record is from RefSeq and is a predicted model, not a curated record. Lineage: Eukaryota; Metazoa; Chordata; Mammalia; Carnivora; Otariidae.